Molecule: messenger RNA, 1047 nt
Organism: Pediculus humanus corporis (human body louse)
Lineage: Eukaryota; Metazoa; Arthropoda; Insecta; Psocodea; Pediculidae
Exons: 6
Coding region: 1-1047 (348 amino acids)
Cellular component (GO): nucleus
Molecular function (GO): zinc ion binding
Source: RefSeq, a predicted model, not a curated record
AUGUCCGAUUUCAUUGCUGGUUCAUCUAGUGAUAAUCCAGUAAUUUCUGAUGAUAAUAGUGAAAAGUUAAAUGAAAUUAUAGAUCCCGAAGUUAAAAAAAUUAAAUUAUCUUUGAAUGUUGGAAAAAGUGAAAAACUUGAACAAAGACUUGAAGGAAUAUUAUGUUGCGUAGUUUGUUUAGAUUUGCCCGUUGCGGCAGUUUACCAGUGCAGCAAUGGUCAUUUAAUGUGUGCCGGUUGUAUAACUCAUCUUUUAGCUGAUGCAAGGUUGAGAGAUGAAUUAGCUACUUGUCCAACAUGCAGAGUUGAAUUUUCAAAGCAAUCUGCUUCUAGAAAUUUAGCUGUGGAAAAAGCAGUUAGUGAGUUGCCUGUUCAAUGUCAUUUUUGUGCUAAGGAAUUUCCAAGAAAUGCUUUGGAAAUUCAUGAAAAAAAUAAUUGUGAAAAAAGACUAACUUCAUGCAAAUAUAACCAAAUAGGAUGUUUAUGGAAGGGACCAAAUUAUGAAUACCUUCAGCAUGAAAAUGUUUGUAUUUAUCCUAAUAAAUCUGGAUUAGAAAUUAUAGAAGCUUUAAAAAUCUUAGAAAAGAAAAAUGAAGAAGAAAAAAAAUUUUACGAUGGAAUUUUUGAACUUUUAUCUUUUGAAAAAAUAUCCAUAAAUUUGCAGAUGAAACCAUAUAGGACAGAUGAAUUUUUUCACAAGCUCUAUUAUGAAACUAAUAGAUUUUCUGCAUUCAAUUAUCAAUGGGUGGUUAAAGCAAGAAUAAAUAAUUUUCAAUCAAAUCCAACUCAUAGUUCUGAAAGGGAUAUGACAUACCAGUUAAUAUUGAAAAACAAACCAAAUUAUCAACUGACAAUCCAUUAUCUAAUUGUAAAGGGACCAUUUAGUGAUAUGAAAGUCAAGCCAAAGGUUUAUAAAUAUGAUUUUACCAAUGAAGAAAGCGAAAGCUCUUAUGUUCAUCUUCCAUUAGAAGACACCAGCGAAUGCAAUAGGUUGCUAGCAGCUAAAACUAUAAAUUUUCGACUCCUUAUGUUCUUGGUAUCGAAAUAA